Molecule: messenger RNA, 918 nt
Organism: Oncorhynchus kisutch (coho salmon)
Lineage: Eukaryota; Metazoa; Chordata; Actinopteri; Salmoniformes; Salmonidae
Gene: surf2
Product: surfeit 2
Exons: 6
Coding region: 118-849 (243 amino acids)
Source: RefSeq, a predicted model, not a curated record
CUUGAGAGGAAGAAAUACCCCCGUGUAGCCACAUGGGGCGAAUCACACAUGAACUGGCACAGCUAGUAGCUAACAAAAUAAAAUAAGAACCUUAGUUAGCUUUCUAGCUAAUCUACCAUGGAGGACCUACCUGCAGAUAUCAAAGCUUUCCUUCUGAAUCACCCAUUUUUUGAACUUACGGACGACGGCAAAAAGAUCAAAUGCGUACUCAAUGGACAUGAUUGUCCUUGCAAACUCACAGAGCUCCAGAACUUCACCAAAGGGAAGAAAUAUCAGAAAAUGUGUUCUAAUGCAGAGUUCAAAUAUAGUCAAUAUGAACCACAUGUUGUGCCCAGCUCGAAGCAACCCAAUCAUCUCUUCUGCAAGUUGACGCUCAGACACAUCAAUCGCCUGCCACACCAUGUCUUACAGCAUGUCAAUGGGAAGCGGUUCCAAAAAGCGAAGAAGAAAUAUGAAGAGUGUGUGCAACAGGGUGUGGAGUACAUACCAGCCAGCCUCAGACAGAAGAAGCCCAGAGAUGGAGAGAAAGAUUGGGACAGGGGGCGCAACUUCCAGCGGGGGAAUGGAGCGUGGGCUCCUGACUCCAGCGAUGAUGGAGGCAGUGACUCCGAGGACAGCAUGAGUGACCUGUACCCCUCCACUUUAUUCUCUCUGAAAAAGGAGACAGAUGGUAUGGAGGAGGAAAAAGAUGCCUUUAAAACAGAUGAUGAUGAUGAUGAGGAGAUGGAGAUUGAUAAACAGGCGCCACAGAAACGCAAGAAGGUUCAGGAUGGGGGUUUCCAGAAGAAAUUCAAGAAUCAUAACUGUAAAAGAAAAGGUUUUAAAGACCAUGUUAAAAAUAUAAAAUAAAGGUGAAUGCUGUGCCCAUGUUAAAAAUGGAAAAUAAAGGUGAAUGCUGUGCUUCUCUAUUCGCACUUU